AUGGCAUCCUCGAUUCUCAUCUUCAUUCUAAUAUUCUCCAUCUAUCCUCGCCGCGCGUCGUCCCUUCAAGUUACGCCCAACUCUCCAUGCUCUUCCCUAUGUAUUGACUCAAAUGAUCUCGAUAUCUCCGAUCCCAAUUCCUCAAACACGGCCAACGGUGAUAUCACGUGCUACGACAAGGACUUCAAUGCAACUGCUACCGGACGAAAGUUUCAAAGCUGCAUGACAUGCUUGCAGGACAGUACAUUCUCCCAAGGCCAGGAGACCGACCAAGCUUGGUUCUUAUAUAAUUUGAGAUACACCUUGGACUACUGUAUCUUUGGCUUUCCAAAUGCCACCAACAUUGCAUCAACGCCAUGUUCUACAUCAACGGCCUGCGGCGAGCUUGAGGGAGCUCUCACCGACGAUGACCUGGAUGCGACAAACCUGCAGGCCUAUGGAUACUGUAGCGCAGACGGUGGUGCCUUGACCGACUCGGCUGUCGCUCAGUGCAAAGCCUGUGUAGCCGCUUCGGAUGGACAGGACUACAUGGCCAACUUUCUCGUGGCCCUCGAGGCCGCAUGUCAGCAGAAGCCGGCAGCAGGGACUCUUGUUGGGCUUGAUGGCACCGUAUUCUCGACGACCGAGAUUAGUAUAAAAGACCCAUCAGCAUCAGGCGAUGACUCCGAUAGCCAGAGCGCACUCUCCACCCCGACAAUCGUAGGCAUUGCCAUUGGUGUUGUCGCUGUUCUGCUGGCAGUGGCCGGAUUUCUAUUCGUGCGCCUUCGGAAACGACGUAACCGGAGGGUUCGCCUCGGAGGACCCUCGACGACGAGCUCGGCCAAGCGCGGCAAGCACCGUCCGGCUUCCUCGCUUUCUUUCCGCUGCCAGACUCAUCUGUCCCCUCGGUCUCCAACUUUUUUCUCGGGCCCCUCUGAGACAGCUGGGCAGGACGAGAAGCGAUUCGCCAGUCCCAUACACACCACAAACCCCAACACUUUCGCGUCCGAGACGACGAGCUCGAAGUGGUCAGGCUGGGAACCAAAGCCAGCUGCAGAGUCCGGGCACGGGUCUCGAAGGACUGGACCGAGCUUACCUUUGUAUAAUAUCACAACUGCUGCCCCUACAGUGCCCAGCGGUGUAUACUAUUCAACGUCGCCCAAGUCAAAGAGCUUCUCGCCCAUUGACGAUAUGACGACGCCAGCAAGCACCACUAGCACGAAGAGUACCUCACAACUCUUGCCGUUGAGGCCUUAUAAUCCGGCCGAGUAUGGUAUAUCGGCGCCGCAGAUGGGGACAGUGCCCGAGACAACCUAUCCCAGUCCGAUAUCGGGUUCAACUGCGAGUCCUCUCAUCAGCCGAGCGUGGGACCAGAGGAAUCCUGUCUGGGACUCACCGCUUCCGGCAAGAAGCACGAGCAAAUCUGCCAUUGCCAAGGUCAAUGUGCUGGGUGGAAGCAAGGGGAGGAGGAUGGGCAGCGGUACGGGCAGCCCAAUAGAGUCCAGGGAGAUCAACACCAAAUUUCCGGCGCCACCUUCACCUAAGCGGUUUGGGAGAGAGUGA
Messenger RNA from Pestalotiopsis fici W106-1, 1542 nucleotides. RefSeq lists its product as uncharacterized. Bases 1 to 1542 code for a protein of 513 amino acids. The record is from RefSeq and is a predicted model, not a curated record. NCBI's taxonomy places the organism in Eukaryota, Fungi, Ascomycota, Sordariomycetes, Amphisphaeriales, Sporocadaceae. The transcript is spliced from 2 exons.